AUGAAAAGAGACAAUCCUUAUAUGAUUGUGAUGAUCAUACAAGCCAUAUAUGCAGCAAUGUUUCUUCUGUCAAAAGCCGCAUUCGACCAUGGCAUGAAUAACUCCGUCUUCGUCUUCUACAGACAGUCUGCAGCAACAAUUUUCCUAAUACCUUUUGCUCUCUUCUUCGAAUGGAAAACUGCACCACCUUUACCAUUCAAAACCUUUUGCAAGAUCUUCUUCCUUUCUUUCAUCGGGAUAACUUUGAGCUUAAACAUAUACGGUAUUGCUUUGAUAAACACAUCUGCAACUUUGGCGGCUGCUACUACUAACUGUCUUCCAGUUAUUACCUUCUUCUUGGCACUCCUACUCAGGAUUGAAGCUUUGAGAGUAAAAACAGCUGCUGGGGCAGCUAAGUUGGCUGGUGUUGUGGCAUGUUUGGGUGGAGCAGCAAUUCUUGCUUUUUAUAAAGGACCUCAUUUAGAACUUUUAAGUCAUUUUCACUUUUUGGGGAAUUACCAUAAAACCCAACUACAACAUCAGGGCCAUUUUCUAUCUGGCUCAUCAUGGAUCAAGGGUUGCUUCCUCAUGCUUCUUUCUAAUACCUUUUGGGGAAUGUGGCUUGUUCUACAAACGUUUAUCAUAAAAGGAUAUCCUUCAAAGCUGCUACUCACGACUCUCCUGUGUUUUUUAACUUCAAUUCAGUCUUUGGCCGUAGCAUUGGCCGUAGAACGAGACUUUGAACAAUGGAAAUUGGGUUGGAAUGUUAGACUCGUUGCAGUGUUAUAUUGUGGAAUUAUGGUGACUGGUGUGACAUAUUACUUACAAACAUGGGUUAUAGAGAAGAGAGGACCAGUGUUUCUAGCCAUGUCAACACCACUAGCUUUGAUCAUGACUAUGUUCUCCUCAGCAAUUCUCUUGGGAGAGAUAAUAAGUUUGGGAAGCCUUUUAGGUAGUUGUGCUUUGGUUUUAGGACUGUACUGUGUGCUGUGGGGAAAGAGCAGAGAGCAAAUGCCCAAAGCUUCCUUAGACAUGGAGCAAGCUUCGAGUUUGAACGAACCAAAUAAGUGA
Molecule: messenger RNA, 1050 nt
Organism: Lathyrus sativus (Indian pea)
Lineage: Eukaryota; Viridiplantae; Streptophyta; Magnoliopsida; Fabales; Fabaceae
Source: the annotation of a GenBank genome assembly